This is a messenger RNA of Cordyceps fumosorosea ARSEF 2679, 4716 nucleotides long. RefSeq names its product transferase family protein. The transcript has 5 exons. The record is from RefSeq and is a predicted model, not a curated record. Lineage: Eukaryota; Fungi; Ascomycota; Sordariomycetes; Hypocreales; Cordycipitaceae. The coding region runs from base 1 to 4716 and encodes 1571 amino acids.
AUGGCCUCCCCAAAGAGCGUCUCCCAGUCCAUCCUCGACAUCAUCACCCAGUUCGCGCUGAACAAGUUCGAUGACUCGGAUGCGCGCAUCGCCGCCGGCACCCCGUCCUUCCUCGCCACCAUCGACGCCUUCGUCGCUGCCGAGCGCGAGGUCCAGACAUGUCUCCCCUCUUUCCCCUUCAAGUCGGCCAACAAGCAGUACAAGGUCCUCGGCUCGCUGCCCGACAAGGCCGAAGAGCUCGCCCUCGCGCGUCUCAACAACAUGUGCCGGCGCAUUCGCGAGGUCUACCCACCGGGCGCGCGCGUCACCAUCAUCUCCGACGGCAUGACAUAUAACGACCUCCUCUCCAUAUCGGACCGCGAGACGUGGCAGUACGGCGAGGCCCUCCGCAAGAUGGCCCACGCAAAGGGCUUCAACCACGUCUCCUUUGCGCGCAUCCGCGACCUCGUCGACUGCCCGGACCUCCCCGCUCAGCUGCGCGAGAUCACCUACGUCGCCAACUGCACCAACAUGCGCCGGGUUCUCCUCAACGAGCACGGCCGCGACGACCUCGACAUCGACAAGGAGAUCGUCGAUAACCCGGACACCAAGCUCACCUACCUCGGCUACCGCCGCUUCCUCGAGUCCGACCUCAAGCACAUCUUCCCGACCGACAAGGACCGCACAAACCGCGCCUACAAGCGAGACGUCAAGUAUGUUGCCAAGCAGAUGCUGAAGCGUGGAUACGCAUUCGCCGGAGCCGUCAAGAAGGCGUUCCCGGACCACCUCCGCCUCUCCAUCCACGAGUCCCUCGGCGAGCACAAGGUCUCCAUCAGCCUCCUCAACACCCAGACCGGCUUCACCACGCCCUGGCACUGCAGCGUCGCCCAGCUCGCCGACGGCGAGUGGAUCAGCGCGCCCAAGGGCGAGUUCGAAAAGGACGCCCGCCUCGAGGUCGUCCUGGAGAACGGCCGCCCCUCGCACUUCCGCGAGAAGCCGCGCGCCCCCGACGACGCCACCCCGCGCAUCAGCGAAUCCUGGACGACCUUCAUGCCCGCCGCCAAGAAGUUCAGCCCGUCGUCGGCGGGCUCCUCGUCGCCGAGCCUGCGCUCGGAAGCGGGUGGCGGCCGCCGCGCGUCCUCCCCGUCCGUCGGCCUCGGCAUCAGCGGCUGCACCACGCCCGAGCCCGCCGCCGCGAACACCAAGGGGGACGAGACGGUAGUGGGUAGCGGUGGCUCACCGGCCGUCGACUACGGAAGGCGACUGCUGCCCCAGAUCAUCGACGAGCGCGCCGCUUCCCAUCCGGACCAGGUCCUCUUCUCGCUGUCGACGAUGGUCAGGAACGAGCUCCAAUUCCGCGACAUCACGGCCAGGCAGUUUGCCCGGGCCAUUGACAAGACGGCAUGGUGGCUGGAGGCCCAGGUCGGCAAGCAAACCGCCAUCCAGCCGAUUGGAUACAUCGGACCACAUGAUCUUCGACAUGUCCUGCUGACGUACGCCUGCGUCAAGGUCGGCUAUGCCGCUCUCUUCCUCUCCCCGAAGAACAGCACCCAAGGCGCCCUCGCCGUCCUCGAGACCCUCGGCUGCAACAUCUGGGCCAAGGCCGGCGACGCGCCCCUCGUGCCCCUCGUCCAGGACGUUCUCCAGCAGCGCCCCAUGACCCUCCUCGAGCUCCCCACCCUCGACGUCCUCCUCGACGUCUCCUCCAACCCCCCUCCACCUUACCCCUACACCAAGACCUUCUCCGAAGCCACCACCGAGCCCUUUUGCUUCCUGCACACCUCCGGCAGCACCGGCGUCCCCAAGCCCAUCCCGUGGUCCAACGGGCUCAUCGGCACCAUGGACGCCGUGCGCCUCCUGCCGCGCGUCCCCGGCGACCACGGCCUGCCUCCCUGGACCGCCGACUGGCUCCCCGGUGACCGCAUCUACUCCUCGUUCCCCAUGAGCCACGGCGCCGGCAUCAUCAUGAACCUCCUGCUUCCCGCGCUGCUCGAUCUGCUGUGCGUCAUGGGCCCCGUCGGCGUGCUGCCCAACAUCACCCUCGUCGAGGCGCUCGCCGAGCGCGCCCGCGUCGACAUAUGGAGCAUGGUGCCGUCGCUGACCGACGAGGUCGGCGAGACCCCCGACGUGCUCGCCAAGCUCGCGCCGUCCAAGUUCAUCUGCGCCUCCGGCGGGCCGGUCAGCCCGGUCAGCGCGGCCAAGGCCAACGCGGUCGUCCGCGUGCUCAACCUCACGGGCACCACCGAGGGCCUGUUCAUCGGCAACCUGGUGCCCGCGCGCGAGGACUGGUUCUGGUUCGCCUUCCACCCCUACUCGGGCUUCGAGUUCAAGCCGCUCGACGAGGACGACACGUACGAGCACUGGAUCCACCGCGACGACCGCCACGCCGAGCUCUUCCAGGGCAUCUACCACACCUUCCCCGAGCAGCGCUCCAUCAACUUCAAGGACCUGUACGCGCAGCACCCGACCAAGCCGUACCUGUGGUCCUUCAAGGGCCGCAACGACGACCUCGUCGUGUUGUCCAACGGCUACAAGAUCUCGCCGCUGCAGACCGAGGCGCUCAUCGGCGCGCACCCGGCCGUCGCCGGCUGCCUCGUCUUCGGCACGGGCAAGCCGCAGGCCGCGCUGCUCGUCGAGCUCCAGGACCCCGUCGGCGGCAAGACGGAGCCCGUUCUCGACAGCAUCUGGGAGGCGGUGCAGGCGGCCAACGUGCAGAUGCGGCACAAGAACCAGUUGCUGCGCGACUUCGUCGCCUUCGCGGAGCCCGACAAGCCCUUUGCGCGCACCGACAAGGGCACCGUCAAGCGCGCCGCGACGCUCGCGCUGUAUGCCGACUACAUCGAGCGCUUCUACGCCUCGCGCAGCGCCGACCUCCCCGCGCUCGACGUCGACCUGAGCUCGCCGGCGUCCGUCCGCCACGACGUGCGCGAGCUGUUCGCCUCGUACCUGCCCGAGGUGCGCGACGCGCCGCUCGACGCGAAUCUGUUCGAGCUCGGCCUCGACUCGCUCGCCGUCUUCGCGGCCAUCAAGACGCUGCGCGCCGUCACCGGCCUGGCCGACCGCCUGAGCGCCCGCCAGCUCUAUGCCAACCCCACGCUGGACGGCUUCUCCGAGGUGCUGCUCGAGCUGUCCGGGGAUACUACGCGGACACACGCCGCCGAGGCUGGCGGCGGCGGCGGCCGGGCGAUGACGGAGCUGCAACGGCUCGCGGCCAGGCACCGGGCGCGGCAGUCGUUCAAGCUCAACGCCAUGGACUACGUCAACCCGAACCACUACAUGGGGCUCGUCUUCUACUUCCCCCUGGCCGAGGGCGUCAGCUUCCGGGAGGCGUUCGACAACCUGUCCGCCGGCCUGGACCGCACCAUGGACCUGAUCCCCGCGCUGGGCGGCAAGAUGGUGCCGUGCUCCGAGCACGAGAUCGGCUUCGUCCAGGGCGACCUGUGCGUGUCGAUUCCGCCGCCACGAUUGGCCUCCUCGGCACACAAGCGGCUCAUCUACAAGGACUGCUCCGGCUUCCUGCCCACGUUCGCCGAGCUCCGCGACAAGGACUUUGUGCCGUCGCUGUUCCGCGACGAGCUCAUUCUCCAGCAGGACACGUUCCCGAAGCUGCCGGCCGACAUCGUCAUCGCGCAGGCCAACUUCGUCGAGGGUGGGUGCGUGCUGGCCGUGGACAUGAACCACUGCUGCAUGGACGGCAUGGGCGUCAUGAUCGCGCUCAAGGCGUGGGCGGAGAACUGCCGCCUGCUGCAGGGCGACGCGUCGGCGACGUGCUCGUGGCUCGACCCUGACAGCUUCAACCACGGCCUCCCCGAGAUCAUCCACGAACAGGAGGGCUGGGCCAAGGCCCCGGAAGAGGUUGAUCCCGGCACGUGGGGCUUUCUCCCCUUCCAGCCCGCCGAGGACGCCGCCCCGAGCAAGUACGUGCCGACCGGCGCGGACCUGCCGCCGGCGCCCAAGUUCAAGCUACACUCCGUGUGGCCGCUGCCCCGCGCUGAGCGCUGCAUGAACACGACGGUCAUGGAGAUCUCCGCCGAGAACAUCCGCAAGCUCAAGAAGCAGGUCCUGGCUGACCCCGAGACCAAGGGCUCGAGCGUCUCCGUCAGCGACAUCGUGCAGGCCUUUUUCUGGCGGAGCGCGAUCCGCGCGAGACGCCACGCGGCCAAGAUUAGCGGGAAGCCAGACCUGGAUUCAGACCACAUCUCCAUCUUGGAGGCGCCGACGGACGGCCGCGCCCACUUUUCGUCGCUGCUACCCGCCACCUACAUGGGCAGCAUGCUCAUCAUGAGCCGCUCCGUGCUGUCCGCCGGGGAGCUCUGUGCACCGGAAACUAGCCUCGGCCGCAUCGCCCAGGUGCUGCGCGACACCGCGGCGCGCAUUACGCCGUCGCUGGUGCAUGACGCGUUCACGCUGCUGCAGUCGCUGCCUGACCACACGCGCUUUUCCACGGCGAACAUGGGCCUCGAACACAUGCACGCCAUGAUCUCGAACCUGAUGCUGUUUCCGCUGAGCGAGGUUGACUUUGGCAGCAAGUUCUUUGGAAACAGCGGGUCCCCGGAGGCGAUGCGGCCCCAGCUGGUGCGCGGGAACGGGCGGUUCCGGUUCUGGAUCAUCUCGCCGAUGAAGAAGGACGGCGCCGUGGAGCUCGUCCUCGGAACCUUCCCGGAGGAGCUGGAAUUUUUCAAGGGAGACGAAGAGUUUGGCAAAUACGCCAAGGUUGUAGACGUUUCACCUUGGUAA